Populus euphratica (Euphrates poplar) is the source of this 1383-nucleotide messenger RNA. RefSeq names its product bifunctional epoxide hydrolase 2-like. The record is from RefSeq and is a predicted model, not a curated record. Gene Ontology annotation, molecular function: catalytic activity. The transcript has 5 exons. NCBI's taxonomy places the organism in Eukaryota, Viridiplantae, Streptophyta, Magnoliopsida, Malpighiales, Salicaceae. The coding region runs from base 334 to 1290 and encodes 318 amino acids.
UAAAAACUGGAUAUUAUUAGCGACUGCUCGAGCUCAGAAUGCCACACAUAUUGAUUAUUACCUUACCAACACAAGGAGAUGAACACAGCACCUAAAAGAAGGUCCAUUUGUCAAGAAUGAGAGUUGAUAGGUCCAAUUGUCACCAGCCAGUACAUCCAGUAGAUAGAAAGUAAGGGCAUAACUCUAUGCCUGGGGAUGAUUGGGUAAACUCGCGUACAUUUUUAUAGUAGAGUGAAAAGGACUGUGCUGCAUCUCACUGGAUCAUUUCCCACCUCCAUGGACUGCUUUAUUAGUACAGAAAGCUUCAGAUCAGUCAACUCUCUCUCUUUCUAAAUGGAUCAGAUACAACACAAGUACGUUAACAUCAGAGGAGUGAAGCUUCACAUUGCAGAGAUUGGAACUGGUGUAGGUUCUUCGGUGGUGGUUUUCAUACAUGGUUUCCCAGAGAUAUGGUAUUCAUGGAGACACCAAAUGAUUGCCGUUGCUAAUGGUGGAUAUCACGCAAUCGCACCAGAUUUAAGAGGUUAUGGAUUAUCCGAGCACCAUCCAGAUCUUGAAAAGGCAUCCUUCGAUGACUUUGUGGAGGACACCAUUGCUAUCCUUGAUUAUUUUCAAAUUGAGAAGGCCUUCUUGGUAGGAAAAGAUUUUGGUUCCUGGCCUGUUUAUCUCCUCUCUCUUCUCCAUCCAACAAGAAUUUCUGGAAUAGUUUCAUUGGGUGUGCCCUUCUUUCCUCCCAGGCCUCUACGAUACAAGGACCUUCCCGAAGGUUUCUACAUCCACAGGUGGAAGGAACCUGGGCGUGCUGAGGCCGAUUUUAGCAGAUUUGAUGUUAAAACUGUGUGGGGGAACAUCUACAUUCUCUUUUCAAGAAAUGAAAUCCCUAUAGCAGAAAAAGAUAAGGAGAUUAUGGAUUUGGUGGAUCCAUCCACCCCUCUACCAUCAUGGUUAAGCAGUGAGGAUCUUGCAAUUUAUGCAAAUGCAUAUGAAAAAUCAGGAUUUGAUUCUCCAAUGCGAGCCCCGUACAAGGGACAGCGCAAAGAGUUCACCAUCAGUAACCCAAAGGUUCAAGCCCCAGUGCUGCUAAUUAUGGGUGGGCAAGACUAUUUCCUUAAAUUCCCUGGGAUUGAGGACUACUUAACAAGUGGGAAAGUAAGAGAAUGUAUGUCUGAUCUAGAGAUCAAGACCUUGCCAGAAGGAACCCAUUUCGUCCAAGAGCAAUUCCCUGACCAGGUAAACCAGCUAAUCAUCGACUUCCUCGAGAAACAAGUUCGAUCAAGUUCAUUAAAAUAAAGUCGUCUCCAUAUCAUUGAGACAAGAAAUGACUUGAUAAUUGUAUGGUGUUAUGUGUGGCAUGGCUAUCAUAAAACAGUACACAUACUAGUU